Molecule: messenger RNA, 1907 nt
Organism: Myxozyma melibiosi
Lineage: Eukaryota; Fungi; Ascomycota; Lipomycetes; Lipomycetales; Lipomycetaceae
Product: 3-phosphoglycerate dehydrogenase
Exons: 2
Coding region: 194-1642 (482 amino acids)
Molecular function (GO): oxidoreductase activity, acting on the CH-OH group of donors, NAD or NADP as acceptor; NAD binding
Source: RefSeq, a predicted model, not a curated record
CUGUGCACAAUUAUGGCGCAAUCGACUGCACUGCCACGUGAGGCUGGUGGCGCUGACUCUUGCAAGCAGUUUCUUCGAGGCGCAGAAAAAAAUACAUCGCCAGUCGCGCUCCAUCCUCUUCCCCAUCUUUCCACUUUCCAGGCAUCCGCAUACACUGCAACGGAAAAAGGAACAAUACAGCAAAGAAUCAACAAUGACGUCGCCUAAAUACAUCAACUCCGAGCUGUCGAAUCAGUUCCAGAACGCGGUGAAGAUGAGCACUUCGCCCUCGGCUUCUUUCAUGCCGGGCGGGUCUCCCAGUCAAUUCGCUGGCUCGCCGCCGUCGUCGUACUUCCCUGCUGCUGCGAGCCGUCGCGCGUCGAUGAAGACGCCGGCGCCGAAGCUGCUCAAGCCGUUUGCGACUGAGGAUAUCAAGAUCUUGCUGCUGGAGAACGUGAACCAGGCUGCGGUUGAGAUGCUCCAGUCUCAGGGCUACCAGGUUGAGUUCCACAAGACUUCAUUAAACGAGGACGAGCUCAUUGAGAAGAUCAGGGACGUUCACGCUAUUGGUAUUCGCUCAAAGACCAAGCUGACAGCGAGGGUGAUGGCAGAGGCGCGUAACCUCGUCGUCAUUGGCUGCUUCUGCAUUGGCGUCAACCAGGUUGACCUCGAAUGGGCCGCCAAGCACGGAAUCGCGGUUUUCAACUCGCCGUUCUCGAACUCGCGAUCGGUUGCCGAGCUAGUGAUUGGCGAGAUCAUUGCGCUCGCCCGUCAGUUCACCGACCGCUCCAACGAGCUCCACCAGGGAAUCUGGAACAAGGUCAGCGCUGGAUGCUGGGAGAUCCGUGGCAAGACACUCGGAAUCGUGGGCUACGGACACAUUGGUGCGCAGUUGUCUGUCUUGGCCGAGUCGAUGGGCAUGUCUGUAGUGUACUACGACGUCCUGCCGAUUAUGUCGCUCGGCAUGGCGAAGCAGGUCAACACGCUCGACGAGCUGUGCAGGGAGGCCGACUUUGUGACUUUGCACGUGCCUGCCCUGCCAGAGACCGAGAACAUGAUCAGCGCGCCGCAGUUGGCAGCGAUGAAGAACGGCAGCUAUCUGAUCAAUUGCUCGCGCGGCACUGUUGUCGAUAUCCCGGCGCUGAUUGACGCGAUGAAGACGGGCAAGCUUGCGGGUGCGUCGCUGGAUGUGUACCCGAACGAGCCGGCGAAGAACGGCCCGUACUUUGACACUGCGCUGAACGCGUGGUUCGAGCCGCUGAGCAAGCUCAAGAACUUGAUUUUGACGCCGCAUAUCGGUGGCAGCACCGAGGAGGCGCAGUCGGCGAUCGGUGUCGAGGUCGGCCAGGCGCUGAUCAAGUACAUCAACGAGGGCAGCACGAUCGGCGCGGUGAACUUCCCCGAGGUGUCGCUUCGCUCGCUGACGCUCGAGGACGAGAACCAUGUGCGCGUGCUGUACGUGCACUCGAACGUGCCCGGUGUGCUCCGCACCGUCAACGAGAUCUUUGCCGAGCACAACAUCGACAAGCAGUUUUCCGAGUCGCGGGGCGACAUCGCGUACUUGAUGGCCGAUAUCUCGGGCGUCAAUGCCGAGGACAUCCGCGAGCUGUACGACAAGCUCGAGCGAACGCCGUUCAAGAUCUUGACGCGUCUGCUGUACUAAGCGUGAGGAGAGCGUGUAGAUAGGAGAGGGAGAGUGAGAGAGUAAAAAGGAAAGAGGGUGUAUGAGAUUACUACGGAUUUGUGUUUGUUUUUGGACAAAAGACAAAAAAAGGGAGGGAUUGGAUGGUAUUAUGUCGAUAGAGAUAUCUCUCUGUUGUUGUUAAUUUAGUAGAUUCGGUAUAUAUAUAAGUGAUUGUCAAAAAGACGAAUAAAAGUUGAACUGUUUGUUUCUGCAAAAUCAUUGUUGAUGGUUGACAAAACGAGUG